Molecule: messenger RNA, 1484 nt
Organism: Salvia splendens (bonfire salvia)
Lineage: Eukaryota; Viridiplantae; Streptophyta; Magnoliopsida; Lamiales; Lamiaceae
Exons: 2
Coding region: 588-941 (117 amino acids)
Source: RefSeq, a predicted model, not a curated record
AAAUGAACAAUCUAAUUUUACAAGCCAAUAGUAAUUGUUGAAUCUCCUUAAUCGUCUCUUCUAAAUCCCAAUACUAUACACGAACCAAUUUUUUGUAUAUUACUGGGAUAAAAAACAUAAACAAAAACCCUUGACCGAUCCAACUUAUUUUGCGUAUAGCAAAACAAAUUUGUUUCCAGGAACUCUUGCCAUGAACUCCACCAUCAACAAAUGGAUUGGUCUCCAAAACACGCUACAAAUGCAUAUUUUGAUGCCCUCAAAUGGAGUACUAUAUAUAUAUAUAUAUAUAUAUAUGUGUGUGUGUGUGUGUGUGUGUGUGUUCAUGUCUUUUUUUUUCAAUCUCAAAUUCUUAAAAUAUCAAUUUUUUCAAUGCAGGUCCAAACUAUUGGACUCGAUUUUGAAUUUAUAUCCCCAUCAAAGAAAUGAUGUCAUGUGAAUUGCAAUCAAUCUUGCAUGUUUGUUAAUUUGUUAUAUGAAUUUAUGAUUUUCCUUAUAAUUAUGGAUCUGUCUUUUCCCCCCUAUUUUGCAUUCUUUUGCUGGAAAUGAUGUUUGUAUAAUUGUAGGUGCAAUAAGAAAUUCGAAGAAUCAUGAAUUAUGGUGUAUGUGGCACAGCCAAGAAACCUAGCAGCUUGCGCGCGCAGAAGCCCGAGAGCAACGAGUUCAUCUCCGCAUUAGCAGCCGGGAUGAGUGCUAAACUAAUCGUGCAGGUGACAUCCGAGGUGUCCCCAUUCACUGUCGCCCUAGCAGCAGCUGCCUGGCAGACAGGGGGGAAGCUCGUCUGCAUCCUCCCCGAAUCCCGGGAGACAAUCGAGGAAUUAGGCCUCAGUGACAUGGUGGAGUUCAAAACAGGGGGACCCUGCUCAACUAUGAGAACGUCGACUUCUCCCUUGUUGACAGCAAGGCCAAUGACUAUGACCGGCUGCAGGAGACGUUGGAUGUGAACCUGAAUAGAUCAGUAGUGGUGAGUAGCAACCUGUUGGAUGGGGGGAAGGGGCUGGGAGGGUGCUUGAAACGGGUGCGGUCCAUGACGCAUUCUAUUGGGAAGGGGAUGGAGGUUACGAUGAUUGGGAAGGGCAGCGGGUUUGGGAGUAGCAAGUCGGGGAGUUAUAGCGUUGGAAGGGAGAGGGGUGAGGUGAAGAUGGAUAAGAGCAAGUGGAUCUUCAAAUUGGUGAGGAGCAUAUCUAUAGGAUGCCUAGAUCUGAGGCCCGGGGCUGCGCCGCAGUUGAGUUAGUUUUGAAGAGUCAUGGUUGCUUUUUGUAGUGUGUUUCUUUGGAUUUGUGGCAAAGGUGAAUGUGGAGAUGAACUUGAGGGUUUUUGUGUUUUCUGGCUCUUGUAAAAUAUGCUAGGAUUUUUGUUUUUUUUUUAUAGUAAAUAUAGAAUGUUUUGCCUCUCAUCUUGAAGAGUAUGCUAUGUAUGGUAUGGAAAUGGCAGAGGCUAAUUAGAUGAAUUUGUCCAAGUUAGCCAAGUGAUCAGUUUCAUAAUAA